Molecule: messenger RNA, 735 nt
Organism: Gloeophyllum trabeum ATCC 11539
Lineage: Eukaryota; Fungi; Basidiomycota; Agaricomycetes; Gloeophyllales; Gloeophyllaceae
Exons: 5
Coding region: 17-619 (200 amino acids)
Biological process (GO): tail-anchored membrane protein insertion into ER membrane
Cellular component (GO): GET complex
Source: RefSeq, a predicted model, not a curated record
CUUACCUCCUACCUACAUGUCGCUUAUAAUCACGAUAUUCGUGCUGGUCUUUCUGACACAGCUAAUCUCCUGGAUUGGCCAGACAGUGCUGCUGGAGCUUGCUUAUGCGCUCUACCUGAGGAUAUUCCGCGCGUCCGCUGUCGCGCAGCAGAGACAGCUCAAGGCUGAUUUGUUAGCGAAGAAGGCGGAGCUGCUGCAAACGAGCGCGCAGGAUCAGUUUGCGAAGUGGGCGAAGUUGAGGAGGAGCGUGGACAAGGGUCUUGCAGACCUUGAGAAGCUCAACGGCGAGCUCGCGACGUCGAAGACAUCCUUUGCCGUACAAUUCAAUGGCUUGAUAUGGGCCCUUACGACCGGACUGCAAUUCGUAGUGACGUGGUGGUACAGGAAGUCGGCUGUGUUCUACCUCCCCGAAGGAUGGCUCGGUCCCCUUACAUGGUGGUUGGCGCUCCCAUUCGCUCCUGCAGGCUCUGUAAGCGUCGGCGUGUGGCAGAUGGCGUGUAGACGAGUUAUAAAAGUGGGGGAACGUGUGGUGAAAGAGCUCGCCACAUCCCCGACACCGGUCGAGCCGGUUGCCGUGGACGUGGACGCGGACGAUGAUAGGUCUAAAAAGCAAUCAUGAUUUUUUACGUGCUGUACCUUCGAAUGCUAUUUCCGUCCCGCCCUGUCCAUGACAAACGGAGGGAUUCCCUACGAAAAGCGUGUGGCUGGUAUGAGGAAAGCGGCUGAUAUGAUCGC